Molecule: messenger RNA, 381 nt
Organism: Triticum turgidum subsp. durum (durum wheat)
Lineage: Eukaryota; Viridiplantae; Streptophyta; Magnoliopsida; Poales; Poaceae
Source: the annotation of a GenBank genome assembly
AUGAUGCUUGUCGUCGGCACCCUUCCUCCGACAAUAGAAGAACGCCUCCUCGUAACAGCAGAGGCUUUGCAAUGCCUGUGGAGCCUUGCUCUGGCCGCCGUUGACGUCUAUGCACUUCUUGUCAAGCGCGCCUUCCGGACACCUCGAGCUACCACCAUAUAUUCCAUUGGGGACUGGGUCACUGGAGCACUGACCUUUGCUGCAGCGAGCGGAUCGGCAGGCAUCACCAUUCUCAUCAACAACGACCUGAUGAUGUGCGCGGAGAACCACUGCCCGAGCUUCAUGGCCUCCACCUCCAUGGCUUUCUUCACCUGGUUCGCUAUCGCGCCAUCCUGCCUCUUUAACCUCAUGACGGCGGUCUACCGAGUGCAGAGGGCGUAG